Messenger RNA from Tyto alba (common barn owl), 3131 nucleotides. RefSeq names its product ral guanine nucleotide dissociation stimulator (gene RALGDS). Gene Ontology annotation, cellular component: plasma membrane. Gene Ontology annotation, biological process: Ras protein signal transduction; positive regulation of GTPase activity. The coding region runs from base 379 to 2910 and encodes 843 amino acids. The transcript is spliced from 18 exons. The record is from RefSeq and is a predicted model, not a curated record. Gene Ontology annotation, molecular function: guanyl-nucleotide exchange factor activity. NCBI's taxonomy places the organism in Eukaryota, Metazoa, Chordata, Aves, Strigiformes, Tytonidae.
AAAACCUCACGCCAGUGCGAAGCGGCAGCCGGAGCCAGCACCGAGAUUGCCCUGAAAGAAAGGAGAGGCUGGGGGAAGGCAGUGUGCCGUGGCGUGCUUACGAAGGGCUGUUUCACCGACCUCAGGAACAUCGCUGGCUACACACACACGCUCAUACACAGGCGCACUUGCUCACACACGCGCACACACAGCCUCUUGGUGCAGCUCCUCGCAGCUCUUUGAUUUACAAGGAAGGAAAUAAGACCUCUUAGAGCAGCAGAAGCAGCAGCUGUUGGCAAGAUGUGCUGACAAAAUUGAGCAGGGAGAGAUCUCCAAUCUGCUUCACUGCCUGGGCUGGACCUGCUCCUGGAAGAGGAGCGGCAGAGGAGAGAGAGAAGAAUGAGCAGCCCCUCCAUCCCCGGAAAGAUGGAGGCAAAACCUUUGUUCAACGUGCAGAAGGCUCUGGUGCAGCCUGUGCAGAUGUGCAUGUUGGAUAUCCCUCUGAGCGUGCAGGAUGAUGAUAGCUCCACACAGGAGAUCGGAGAAGAGCUGGAGGAUGGUGUGAUCUACAGCAUAUCGCUCCGGAAAGUGCAGCUCCAUCACACGGCCAACAAAGGGCAGCGAUGGCUGGGGUUUGAGAAUGAGUCGGCCUUAAACCUCUACGAGACAUGUAAGGUGCGGACGAUAAAAGCUGGGACCUUGGAGAAGCUGGUGGAGUACCUGGUCUCAGCCUUCAAGGGCAAUGACUCCACCUACGUCACCAUCUUCCUGUGCACCUACCGGGCCUUCGCCACCACCAAGCAAGUGCUGGACCUGCUGCUUAACAGGUACGGCAAACUCCAUGUGCAGGUGAAUGGGGACCACGCCAGGCACGCUGUGGACGAGAGGAUGGAGCUGAAGAACACCAUCUCCUCCAUCCUGGGUGCCUGGCUGGACCAGUACUCAGAGGACUUCCGCAAGCCCCCGGACUUCACCUGCCUCAAGCAACUCAUCUCCUACGUGCACCACAACAUCCCCGGCUCCGACCUGGAGCGCCGAGCCCGCAUCCUGCUGGCCCAGUUCCAGCAGCAAGAGCAGAGCGAGUCCAAAGCAGAAGCUGUGGACCACGGUGGCUGCACCUUCCAGCUGGUGGAGGAGAACGGCGUCGGGGACGGGAAGCCAGAUUUCCUCUCCUUCUCCCCAGAGAUGGUGGCAGAACAGUUCACGCUGAUGGAUGCUGAGCUGUUUAAGAAAGUGGUGCCUUACCACUGCCUGGGCUGCAUCUGGUCCCAGCGAGACAAGAAGGGCAAGGAGCACUUGGCACCCACCAUCCGUGCCACGGUCUUGCAGUUCAACAGCGUGGCCAACUGCGUCAUCGCCACGUGCCUCGGGGACCGGUCCCUGAAGCCGCAGCAGAGGGCUAAAGUGGUGGAGCGGUGGAUCGAAGUGGCUCGGGAGUGCCGCAUCCUGAAGAACUUCUCCUCCCUCCGCGCCAUCCUCUCGGCUCUGCAGUGCAAUGCCGUUCACCGGCUGAAGAAAACCUGGGACGAGGUCCUAAGGGAGAGCUUCCGCACUUUCCACGAGCUCUCAGAGAUCUUCUCCGACGAGAACAACCACUCGCUGAGCCGAGAGCUUCUCAUUAAGGAGGGCACGUCCAAAUUUGCCACCUUGGAGAUCAACCCGAAGAGGGCACAGAAGCGGCAGCAACAGCAGCGAGAGAUGGGUGUGAUGCAGGGCACCAUUCCCUACCUUGGCACCUUCCUCACGGAUCUGGUGAUGCUCGACACCGCCAUGAAGGAUUUCCUGGACGGCGGGCUGAUCAACUUUGAGAAGAGAAGGAAGGAGUUCGAAGUCAUCGCCCAGAUCAAGCUGCUUCAGUCGGCCUGCAACAACUACAGCUUCACGCAGGAGGACCAGUUUGUGGACUGGUUCCACAGCCUGGAGCGGCUGAGCGAGGCCGAGAGCUACGGGCUGUCGUGCGAGAUCGAGCCGCUGUCGGAGUCGGCCAGCAACACGCUGAAGGCGAAGAAAAACACGGGCAUCAUCAAGCGAUGGAGCGACCGGCAGCCGCCGAGCACCGAGCCGUGCGCCAGCGGCAGCUCCCACUCGAAAUCCUUCGACCAGCUCAAGUGCGGGCAGUACCUGUGCAGUGGGGACACCACCGACUCGGUGAGCGUCACCUCCGCCGGCUCCAGCAGCUCCGAUGUGGAGGAGAUCAACAUCAGCUUCAUCCCCGAGUCCCCCGACUGCCAGGAGAAGAAGGUACGGGGCAGCUCGCGGGGUCCGGGCCUCCGGAGGCAGGUCAGUGAGAUCCCUCUGGCCUCCCUCUCCCAGCGCUGGUACGCCCCAUCUGUGGCCGACGGAGAAGCUAAACCCACUGUGUCCUCCGCAUCCCCUCUCCUCCCUGCCCUCCAGUUCUGGGAAUCCACCUCCCUCUCCUCCCUGGACACGUCGGGCAUCGGCUCGGGCUCCAGCAGUGCCUCGUCCUCUUCCGUCUCCUCCACGCCGGUGACAGCCUCCCGCACCCACAAGCGCUCCGUCUCCGGCAUCUCCAGCUACUCCUCCCUCUCGCUGCCCCUCUACAACCAGCAGGUCGAUGACUGCUGCAUCAUCCGCGUCAGCCUGGCCGUCGACAACGGCAACAUGUACAAAAGCAUCCUGGUGACGAGCCAGGAUAAGACCCCGGUCGUUAUUCGCAAAGCCAUGGCCAAACACAACUUGGACGGGGACCGGCCUGAAGACUAUGAGCUCGUUCAGAUCAUCUCAGAGGAGAGAGAGCUGAAGAUCCCUGACAACGCCAACGUCUUCUACGCCAUGAACUCUGCCGCCAACUAUGACUUCGUGCUCAAGAAACGGGGCUUCUCCAAGGGAGUGAAGAUCAAGCACGGCUCCAGCUCCACCCUGCCCAGGAUGAAGCAGAAAGGCCUGAAGAUCGCCAAAGGCAUCUUCUAGCCUCAGCCCCACUGCCACCCAUCACCGACGGGGCCUUGGGGGCAGGCUGCCCCGGGCUGGGCUGCGGCCGGUCCUUGUGCCGCCGGCACGGCGAGAGGAGCGACCCUCGCGCAUCUCCCUCCCGCACCGAGAGCUGGGGCGCUUUGGCAACCGGCGUCAGCCUCCGCCUCUCUCUGCACAAACCUCCGUUUCAAUCAGGUCUUUUUUUUUUUUUUUUUUUU